Messenger RNA from Monoraphidium neglectum, 243 nucleotides. RefSeq lists its product as hypothetical. NCBI's taxonomy places the organism in Eukaryota, Viridiplantae, Chlorophyta, Chlorophyceae, Sphaeropleales, Selenastraceae. The transcript has a single exon. The record is from RefSeq and is a predicted model, not a curated record. The annotation marks the transcript as partial.
CGCGCGGCCGCGCGGCGCCAGGAGCUCGGCGGCGGCGGCGAAAGCGGCGGCGCGGCAGCCCGGAGCGGUGAAGCAGCCGACCAGAAGCUCGGAGCCCGCGGGGCUCAGGGCCCGCCAUUCCGCCGGCGUCGCGGCCAGGGCGCGGCGCCGAAACUGCUCGAGCGCGAGCUGCGACUCGAGCUCGCUUUCCUCGCCGCGCUGGAGGCCGGCGGCGAGCUGCUUGAUCCAUCCGUCCAUUUCUAG